Molecule: messenger RNA, 2292 nt
Organism: Sciurus carolinensis (gray squirrel)
Lineage: Eukaryota; Metazoa; Chordata; Mammalia; Rodentia; Sciuridae
Gene: Trap1
Product: TNF receptor associated protein 1
Exons: 18
Coding region: 40-2163 (707 amino acids)
Biological process (GO): protein folding
Cellular component (GO): mitochondrial inner membrane
Molecular function (GO): protein kinase binding; ATP hydrolysis activity; ATP-dependent protein folding chaperone
Source: RefSeq, a predicted model, not a curated record
AGUGCUCCCGUCAGACCGCGCGGCGCUUGGGAGGACGACAUGGCGCGAGAGCUGCGGGCGCUUCUGCCGUGGGGUCGCCGCCUGCGGGCUCCGUUUUGGCCUCCCGCGCUGGCGUCCGCUCCGGGAGGAAAGUCAGUUCUGUGUCCUCAGAGGACCCCACUCCAUUUCAGGAGCCCCAGGCAAAACCUAGCUUUGAGCUUCUACUCCGGACAUCCAUACAGUACGUCACAGGCUGCUGAGGACAAGAAGGAGGAGCCCCUGCAUUCCAUUGUCAGCAGCACUGAGACGGUUCAAGGGUCCAUCUCCAGGCAUGAGUUCCAGGCGGAGACGAAGAAGCUUUUGGACAUCGUGGCCCGUUCCCUGUACUCAGAAAAAGAGGUGUUUAUACGGGAGCUUAUCUCUAAUGCCAGUGAUGCCUUGGAAAAGCUGCGUCAUAAGUUGAUGUCUAAUGGCCAGACACUGCCGGAAAUGGAAAUCCACCUGCAGACAGAUGCUGAGAAGGGCACCAUCACCAUCCAGGACACUGGCAUCGGGAUGACACAGGAGGAGCUGGUGUCCAACCUGGGCACGAUCGCUAGAUCAGGGUCAAAGGCCUUUCUGGAAGCACUGCAGAACCAGGCGGAGGCCAGCAGCAAGAUCAUUGGCCAGUUUGGAGUGGGUUUCUACUCAGCCUUCAUGGUGGCCGACAGAGUUGAAGUCUAUUCCCGCUCAAUAGCCCCUGGGAACCCAGGUUAUCAGUGGCUUUCAGAUGGCUCUGGAGUGUUUGAAAUCGCUGAAGCUUCGGGUGUCAGAACUGGAACCAAGAUUGUCAUCCAUCUCAAGUCAGACUGCAGAGAGUUUGCCAGUGAGACCCGGGUUCGAGACGUGGUGACAAAGUACAGUAACUUCGUCAGCUUCCCUCUGUACCUUAAUGGAAGGCGGAUUAACACCUUGCAGGCCCUCUGGAUGAUGGACCCCAAGGACGUCGGUGAGUCGCAGCACGAGGAGUUCUACCGUUACAUCGCUCAGGCAUUUGACAAGCCCCGCUACACCCUGCACUACAGGACAGACGCACCUCUCAGUAUCCGGAGCCUCUUCUACGUGCCCGAGACGAAACCAUCCAUGUUUGAUGUGAGCAGGGAGCUGGGCUCCAGUGUGGCGCUGUACAGUCGUAAAGUCCUCAUCCAGACCAAGGCUGCAGACAUCCUACCCAAGUGGCUGCGCUUCAUUCGAGGUGUGGUGGACAGUGAGGACAUCCCUCUGAACCUCAGCCGGGAACUCCUGCAGGAGAGUGCACUCAUCCGGAAGCUCCGGGACGUGUUACAGCAGAGGCUGAUCAAGUUCUUCGUUGAGCAGAGCAAAAGGGAUGCUGAGAAGUAUGCGAAGUUCUUUGAAGAUUAUGGCUUGUUCAUGAGGGAGGGCAUCGUGACCACCGCAGAGCAGGAGGUCAAGGAGGACAUCGCCAAGCUGCUGCGCUAUGAGUCUUCAGCACUGCCUGCUGGGCAGCUGACCAGUCUGUCGGACUAUGCCAGCCGCAUGCAGGCUGGCACCCGCAACAUCUACUACCUGUGUGCCCCCAACCGGCACCUGGCAGAGCACUCGCCCUACUACGAGGCUAUGAAGCAGAAGCACAUGGAGGUCCUCUUCUGUUAUGAGCAGUUUGAUGAGCUCACCUUGCUGCACCUUCGAGAGUUUGACAAGAAGAAGCUGAUCUCGGUGGAGACGGACAUUGUGGUCGAUCACUACAAGGAGGAAAAGUUUGAGGACAUGUCACCAGCCAGCGACCGCCUUUCCGAGAAGGAGACGGAGGAGCUGUUGGCCUGGAUGAGGAACGCGCUGGGGUCUCGAGUUGCCAAUGUGAAGGUGACCCUCCGCCUGGACACCCACCCUGCCAUGGUGACAGUGCUAGAGAUGGGGGCUGCACGGCACUUCCUGCGCAUGCAACAGCUGGCCAAGACACAAGAAGAGCGUGCGCAACUCCUACAGCCCACACUGGAAGUCAAUCCCAGGCACAUGCUGAUCAGGAAGCUCAGCCAACUGAGAGAGCCGGAGCCUGAGCUGGCGCAGCUGCUGGUCGACCAGAUCUAUGACAACGCCAUGAUAGCAGCAGGGCUGGUGGACGACCCCAGGCCUAUGGUUGGCCGCCUCAAUGACCUUCUCAUCAAGGCCCUGGAGAGACGCUGAUGACCUGGUCCUCUCAGGUGGCAAAGGAGAUAUGUGCCUGGGAAGUGUCCCCGAGGCAGAGAGAGUAAGGACAGGAGACCACCACCUCCUUGAGUUUUAUUUACCUCCAUUAAAGUAUUCCUUAACCCA